Molecule: messenger RNA, 1167 nt
Organism: Anopheles maculipalpis
Lineage: Eukaryota; Metazoa; Arthropoda; Insecta; Diptera; Culicidae
Product: putative odorant receptor 92a
Exons: 6
Coding region: 1-1167 (388 amino acids)
Biological process (GO): sensory perception of smell; detection of chemical stimulus involved in sensory perception of smell
Cellular component (GO): plasma membrane
Molecular function (GO): odorant binding; olfactory receptor activity
Source: RefSeq, a predicted model, not a curated record
AUGGUGCUCCCGAGAUUGAAAGACGAACGGGCAGUGAUGCCCUUUCUGCUCCGUAUCCAAACCAUAGCCGGGUUAUGGGGUGAUCGGUCUCAGCGAUACAGAUUUUACUUGAUUUUUGUCUACUUCUGUCUCAUGGUAGUCCUGCCGAAGGUCCUGUUUGGCUAUCCCGAUCUGGAGAUUGCGGUUCGAGGCACGGCCGAGCUGAUGUUUGAAUCGAACGCUUUCUUUGGUAUGCUGAUGUUUUCCUUCCAGCGGGAUAACUAUGAGAAGUUGGUUCAUCAACUGCAGGAUCUGGCCACGCUGGUGCUGCAAGAUCUACCGACCGAGUUGGGACAGUACUUGAUCGCAGUGAACCGGCGAAUGGAUCGUACAUCUAAAAUCUACUGCUGCUGUCACUUCUCGAUGGCCACCUUCUUCUGGUUCAUGCCUGUUUGGACGACGUAUUCUGCGUACAAGGCUUCCAGCAACAGCUCGGAACCGGUUGAACACGUGCUUCAUCUUGAGGAGGAACUUUACUUUCUCCAUAUCCGUACUUCGAUCGUUCACUACACUUUCUAUGCGGCUAUUAUGUGGCCAACGAUCUAUACGCUUGGAUUUACUGGUGGCACGAAGCUGUUAACCAUUUUCAGCAAUGUGAAGUACUGUUCGGCGAUGUUGAAGCUAGUCGCCCUGAGGAUCCAGUGUCUCGCUAGAGCAGAGCAAGACGAAGUGGAAAAAGAGCUAGAUAAGAUCAUUUCAAUGCAUCAACGAGCACUCGACUGUGUCUUUUUGCUAGAAACUACAUUCCGCUGGGUGUUUUUCGUACAGUUUAUCCAGUGUACUAUGAUCUGGUGCAGUCUCAUUCUUUACAUCGCUGUGACGGGACUUAGUUCCACGGUGGCCAACGUGUGUGUACAAAUUAUUUUGGUGACGGUGGAAACAUAUGGCUAUUGCUACUUCGGAACAGAUCUAACCACGGAGAGUUAUAAUGUGGCACUGGCCGUUUACGAUAGUGAUUGGUACAAGUUCUCCGUCUCGAUGCGCCGGAAGCUUCGUUUGCUGCUGCAACGGUCCCAGAAACCGCUCGGAGUUACGGCGGGAAAGUUCCGUUUCGUAAACGUUGCUCAGUUCGGCAAAAUGCUGAAGAUGUCCUACUCGUUCUACGUGGUGCUGAAGGAACAAUUUUAG